Candoia aspera is the source of this 5149-nucleotide messenger RNA. RefSeq names its product zinc finger protein 511 (gene ZNF511). The coding region runs from base 28 to 765 and encodes 245 amino acids. The record is from RefSeq and is a predicted model, not a curated record. The transcript is spliced from 6 exons. NCBI's taxonomy places the organism in Eukaryota, Metazoa, Chordata, Lepidosauria, Squamata, Candoiidae.
CAGGCUGAGAAACGGCUGCCGGGCAGAAUGGCCGGGGAGGAGAGAGGUCCUUUCCGUUUCCGGCCCACGCUGGUCCGCUACUCCGCAGACCAUCCCUUCUUCGAGGACGGCGAUGUCCACCGGCAUAUGUACCUCCAAGGUCUCCUGGAGAACGUCACGAAGGAUACUGAAAGGCCCCGAACCUCUGAAUUUUCUUGCCAAAUUGGUGGGUGCAGCCAGGUUUUCAACACCUUGGAGAACUACGAGCAUCAUUACAACAUGCUUCACAGGAAUGUGUGUUCUUCUUGCAAACGAGCCUUCCCUUCAACACAUUUGCUAGAUGUUCACAUUCUGGAGUGGCAUGAUUCCCUCUUCCAGAUAAUGGCAGAGAAGCAGAGUAUGUACCAGUGUUUGGUAGAGAGCUGUCCAGAGAAAUUCAAGAGCAGCAAAGACCGCAAGGAUCACUUAAUCACAGUUCAUCGGUAUCCAUCUGAUUUUCGCUUCGAUAAAUCCCUGAAAGCACAAAGGAAAGAGAAAAUGAGGCCUCCAUCAGAAGAAAGUGCAUCAAUGGAUAUGACUGCGGAAGACUCAGAACAAUCACCUGUUGAUGCCAUGGAAAUAGGUCCAAGUGAGAGUAUAAUGGAAAGUGGCUUUAAGUCUGUGACAGAGCGUACUGUGGAUGUUCCAGCAUCUGAAAAGUGGCUCUACAGAUCCAGAAUCCCGCCUGCUAUUUGUUUUGGGCAGGGAGCUACCCGUGUCUUCAAAGGCAGAAAAAAGAAAAGCUGAAUAUGACGGCCAAGAGGAAUUUCACUGGCAGAAAAGUGCAUUAAAAUUGGAGCAGAGCUCUGGCUUCGUUCAGAAGUCAGAGAAAUGAACAGAGGCAAAGCUAGUCUAAGUAUUGGAACUGAUUCCCGCCCUUCCCAAUGGAUGUAUUCCAGCUAGGAGCUGCCAAGUACUGCCGUAACCUGGUUGUUGUAGUCCAGCCCCAUUUAAAGUGUCAGAAAUAGCCCAGGCUUCCAAUAUAGGGUGUGGAAUGAAAGUGAUCAGUUUUUUUUUCCAGGAACUGUUAUAAAAAUAAAACAGCAUCUAUGGUAUAGUACAGUUUUCCUGAUCUUUACCUUUACAAGAACCUUGUAAAGUAGGCCAUCAUGUUGCUAAAUACCAGAUAAGAAUGGCUUAGGCAAGUAUAGGUGCAUAGGGAGUAGUUUAUAGCUACCAGGCAAUCUGUUGGGAUCAGAUUUAAUUCUAUUCCUGCUUGAAUGGGCAUAAGCUUACUUGAACUGCUUCUAAGUAGUUAAUUUGCAUAACUUUUGAGAAUAACUUCUGAUUGUGCUGCUGUAAGGUUGUGUCUUUUUAGAUAUGACUGCUACAGUCGCUAAUAUACUUCAGAAACCCUUCAAAGCAACCAUCAGCUGAUAAGUACAAGAAACGUUUGUCUGCCUAUCUCUGCAAUAUAUAUGCCACUCAAUUCCAAGAAGGGUCUGAAUGGCUUACAAAUAAAAAUAAAAUGAAUGGAAUGGAAUAGAAAACAAAAAAAUAACUUAAUCCAAAAACCAGUAACAACUUUUCAAACUAUUAAUGCCUCAAGGGUAACUGUCUGCUCUUUGAGAUAGGCCAGAACAGGAAACAGACUCCAGAAAUCUGGAACUAUAGUGAUAAAGGGUUAUACCUGCAUUUCUCAACCUCAGCAACUUUAAGAGGUGUGGACUUCAAUUCCCAGAAUUCUGGGAGUUAGUCCACAUGUCCCAGGCAUGAGCAGCUGUGAGUGGGUCUGUUGAUCCAGGCUAGUUGUGACUGCUGUACAAGAUAGAAUUGUGCAAAGUAGAAUCCAAGAGCACCUCCAGAUUACAAGCCAGUUCCAUCUGGGGUAGAGCAACCCCAUCUUUGAACUAAAGAGGGAUUAUCAGUGGACUUCGCUUCCAAACCUACUCACUCACUCACUCUUGGUGGGAUUAAGACUGAGUCUGUUUCUCCCCAUCCAGCCCUUUGUAGCCUCCAGGCCCAGGGAUAGUGCCUCAACCAUGUUUCCCAUGUGGCCCUGGAUUGAAUGGCCUUGCAUGGGAAGUGUGUUUGGCUCCAACUCUGGUUGCCUUAUGGAAGCAGCUGGGAAUACAGCUCUUCCAGAGGGCAUCUGGGAUUUUUGUAUUUUUCAUUGUAAGUUUUUGUAAUUUUGAUUUCUAUUGUUGUUUAUUAUUUGUCGUGAGCUGCCAAGAGUUGGCUUGUGAUUGUGACAGGAUAUAAAUGUGAUAGAACAAAUGAACAGAUGGAUGAAUGAACAAAUGCAUGAGUGUAUAGCUGAGUAUCAGCAUACUGAUGAUAUCUAAGUCUGUGCUGGAGAAUAACUUCUAGAGGCUUCAUGUUGAAGUUGAAGGGCAAUAAAUUUUCUGUGUUGUAGUGCUUCAGUAACUGAUACUGUUUCUGUUCUCAGACCAGGCAAAAUCAAAGCUGAGACAUCUUGCACGAGUGAAACUGAUUUUAACACAAAUGCCACAUAAGCAUAAAUAAAUAAAACAUCACUCCACUUGUUUGAUUUUGAAAAACAGUGUUGGCAUUGCAGCAGGACAGCAAUGGUAAGGAUGAAGAAGAUUCUGUGGUUUAUACUGUACUUGCUACAGAAAAAGAAGGCUUAUAGGAAGAGGUUAAAAUAACAAAGAAGAAACCACUCAACAGAGAAUCAAAAGAGCAUAAAAAUUAUUCCUUCCCUGUAGCCCAGCCUCAUUGUCUCUGGUCCUUGCCUAAAGUACAAGGAAACAGUGAAAUGACCCCUUAACAGCAGUGGAUCCCAUUAAGGUUAGAGGCUAACACAAGCUAGGAAAUAUAAGGAUGAAUCACAUUAUCAUGUUCUAAUGUUAAAUCAGAAUAAAACUUAUGAAUAUACUCUGUAAGGUAUGAAUGCAGUAGUUUUUCCCCACUAUGCUUCACUAGUAACUAAUAUUUUGAGCGUGAUGCUCAACCAGCCAUGUUGGCUGGGGAAUUCUGGGAGUUGAAGUCCACAUAUCUUAAAGUUGCUAAGGUUGAGAAUCACUGGUGUUUAGCCUCUAUAACCAAUAGCCGUUGCUGGUUUUAUCUGAGUCUGAUUCCUGAAAACUUUGUAAGUUGCUGGCUGUUACAACUUUUUGAAGAAAGCAUAAUCUAUAGUUUAACGAAGUGCAGUUGUGAGCUGAGCUUUCCACCAUUCAAUUUCAUUGAGAUCUGAGAUUUUAGUAUUGUGGGAAAGGGAGAAAAAGCCUCUCUUGGAUGACUUUCUACACCCCAUACAUUUCUAUAAUUUUUCCCUUUUAUUUUUAUGCCAAACAAAGUAGCCCUGAGCUUUGUAGCCUUUCCUUACAAGGAGGUACACCACUUCCUUGACUGUAUUGCUAGCUGCUAUUUCAUGCACCUCUUUCAACUUACAAUAUUUUCCUGAAAAUGCAGCCUUAGGAAUUAUAUACAUCUAGUAUUACUGGACUGAAUAUUUAUUAAAAAGGGUCACAAUUUGAGAUGGGAUUUUGAGCUUUUUGUAGUCAUUUUGUUUUGCCACCUUGAACUCUUUGGUGUUCUCUUCAAACUGGGCCACACUUGAAACUAAAAUUGUGGACAAGUUAAAUCACCAGUCGCAUUACAGAUUGUUGGAGAGGGUACCUGGAGAGGGUCUGCUAUUUAAAUCAUUGUGUUAUGAGAACUGCUCACUUUGUUUUCUUUUUGAUAAUUUAGUACUGAUCAAUCAGAGGUGGGAUGUACCCUUAUCUCUUGACCGCUUAAUUUACUCAGGAAUUUUUGGAGGUGGAUUUUGUCCAAAGACAUUUAAAUAUCAAAAGACAUGUCUGCUAGAUUAUGUUAUGCUUGUUGACCUGCUCAAAGUCCAGGUGUAUUGAGACUCUUUAAAAGGUUUGUAUCCCUUAAUAUUUUGUCUUGUAGGAACAGAGAAAGCAACAAGUUGGAGGCUAUUCUUAAGAUAAUUUGUUUCAUCCCAGAAGCAGGCACAAACAAUUUUAGGGUACCUGGAGAUAAUUCCAAACUCCAACUAUUCUAAAAUACAAAAAAAGUAGAAAUUUUAAUAUGGUCUAAAAUUUGCUUAAAUUCGUUACAAGUAUUUCUGUAAAUAAUAUUUUUGCCUGGCAUUGGAUUGAUAGGCCAGAUUUCCUUGUCAGGAGAUCAUAGGAGCUACAUGCCUGAAAGGUACUAGGUUAGGAAGGAUGAAUGUGUUAAAUUAAGUUUUUGUCUGCCAUUGGAAUGUGGGGAACCUUUUUGGUUAGGUCAUUUCAAACCAACACGGCACUACUGAGGAAGCACUCUCCCUAAUCUCUUUUUUUUUUUUUUAAAUGAGAGAGGGAUAGAGAAGGAACUGGCAGCUGACAUGUGAAGAGAUGCUGCUUGAGCUUUUUGAGUUUAAGUUUAUUUCAGUCAUCAUAAGCAGGAGUGGGCAGCCCAUGGGCUGUAUGUGGUGCAGCAUGAUGAAAUUGUGCUGCUGAAUUUUGGCAGUGUUUCAACUUGUUUGAAGGCUUGUGAGAAGUUUAAAGGUGCUCCUUAUCCCCACCCGUAAUCCACCUCCAGGGCCCAAAACAGGUUAAAAAUGUCAGUUGAUUCAUAAUUCUUCUGGUGACAGAGUACCUCACCAAAUGGCCUUCAAAAAGUUGGGAGGCUGUGUUGUGGCCUUCUCUCUGUCAAGUGUUGCUUACUCUUCUUCAGAAAUACUGUAACCACCAGAAUCUUCAGCUGAGCUAAUUAAAAUGGCUUUCGUGGGCAGUCUCAUAUUCCAGUAUUCCAGGCAGGAGGUGGCAAGAACGUUAUAGUGACUAGAUAGUGUCUGAGCAGAUUGUGAACCAGAUGGAGCCAAGAAGAAAGCAUUUUCUAUUACAGAAACCCUUUAGUCUCUAAUGGCGGUGUUCCAUCUAAAAUGGAUCCCAUCUAAAUUAGGUUGAGCAUCAUUUCAUGAGGUAUUCAUGGUUCACAAAUGCUACAGAACAAUAUGAUUUUAUCUGCUCUACAUAUUUCCUACCAAGGAGACAGUUUGUUCUAAAUGAGCGUCAGGAGCCCAGAAUCUUUAAAUGUAAGGAUUUUAAGAAUUCAAAACUAUGGGUUUUGGGUAUUUUGUUUCUGUAUUAGACAUUCUGUGUUUUAUUCCUUUUUGUAAGCCACCAAUAACUUUGAGAAAUAAACAAGCUAAACCAUAAUACUGUAAAACAUGUAA